Messenger RNA from Diaporthe citri, 1410 nucleotides. RefSeq lists its product as uncharacterized. Gene Ontology annotation, molecular function: lipid binding; protein binding. Gene Ontology annotation, cellular component: Rvs161p-Rvs167p complex; medial cortex; actin cortical patch. The transcript is spliced from 3 exons. The coding region runs from base 1 to 1410 and encodes 469 amino acids. Lineage: Eukaryota; Fungi; Ascomycota; Sordariomycetes; Diaporthales; Diaporthaceae. The record is from RefSeq and is a predicted model, not a curated record. Gene Ontology annotation, biological process: actin cortical patch localization; endocytosis; plasma membrane tubulation.
AUGAGUUUUCGGGGGUUUUCCAAGAGCAUAACGCGGGCGCCGCAAACUUUCAAGCACAAGUUCAACAUUGGCGAACACACGAAAGAUGCCGUCUACAUCGAUUCGGAACGACGGUUUCAGGAGCUAGAGAACGAGACCAAGAAGCUCCACGAUGAGAGCAAAAAGUAUUUCGAGGCCAUCAAUAGCAUGCUGAACCACCAGAUCGAGUUCUCCAAAGCGAUCGCCGAGAUCUACAAGCCCAUCAGCGGCCGGAUGUCGGACCCAGACUCCCUGGUGGUCCACGCAAACCCCGAGGGCAUUCAGGCCUGCGAAGAGUACGAGGCUGUUGUGAAAGAUUUGCAGGAGACCUUGGCGCCCGAGUUGGAAAUGAUAGAGAGUAGGGUUAUCCGGCCAGCCAACGAGUUGACGGACGUCAUCAAGAUUAUUCGCAAGCAGAUCGUGAAGCGUGAGCACAAGAAGCUAGACUACGACAGGCAUCGGGCGACCCUGAAGAAGCUCCAGGACAAGAAGGACAAGUCGAUCAAGGAUGAGAAGGCCAUGUGGAAGGCAGAGAACGACGUGGAGGCGGCGACCCAGGACUAUAACUAUUUCAACGAUUUGCUGAAGGAUGAGUUGCCUAAGCUAUUUCUUCUGGAGCAGGAGUUCAUCAAACCCCUGUUCCAGUCAUUCUAUUACAUGCAGCUCAACAUCUUCUACACGCUCCACGAGAGGAUGCAGCGCUGCGACAUCGGAUACUUCGACUUGACGCUUGACAUUGAGGAUGCUUUCCAUCAGAAACGGGGUGACAUCCAAGAGCGGGCCGAGAAGCUGUCGAUAGUCAAGUUCAAAUCAACCGGACAGCGGAGACCGCCCAAAUACCAACCGAAGCCAGCAGCGCUCGAGGGGAAUCGACCAGCCGGCCUACUUACCCAAGGCCCAACAAGCCCGACGCCCUCGGCAUCAACAACUGCAGGUCCGUCAGCGCUCGGAUCCGCAUCCCCGGGACUGGGGUCCCCAACGCCGGGGCUCGGGUCUGCAACGCCGGGUCUUGGCUCUCCAUCAGCCGCGCCGACCAAGGCAGGAUUCCACCAGCGCACAGCAAGCGUGGAGAACCCACCUCCGCCGUACUCAGCCGGACCGACGUCUCCGCCGCUGACGAGCCCCAAGUCAGCAUCUCUGGCCGCGGCUGCUGCCGCAAAGGCCAAGCCUCCACCCCCGAAGCCCAAGCCCAGCAGACUAAGUGCCACCCCAGCUGCCGAGACGGUGACGGCCCUGUAUGACUACUCGGCGCAAGCAGAGGGAGAUCUGAGCUUCCGGGCCGGAGAUGUCAUCGAGAUUGUGAGCAGGACACAGAAUGAGAACGAGUGGUGGAUUGGAAAGCUCCAAGGCAAGCAGGGGCAGUUCCCAGGUAACUAUGUCAGUCUGGGCUGA